AUGGCCACUCCAAUCAAAGCAGCAACCCCAACAAAAGGGGCCACUCCAGCCAAAGGCACGACCGCCUUCACCCAGCGCGAGCUCGAGCUGCUCUCCAAAGCCUUCACCUGCAUGAAGGGAGACGUCGCCAUCGACUACCCCAAAUUCGCCCUCGCCACCGGUCUUGCAAACCCCAACUCGGCCAAAGCUUCCUGGCACAGCCUCAAGAAGAAGAUCGACAAGAUGAGUGGUGACAGCCAGUCAGAUGCAGGAGACGGUACUCCCAAGAAGCGCAAGGCGGACAGUGACGAUGCGGACGGAAAUGGAGAAGAGGCCGCUACUCCGGUCAAGAAGAAGGCUCGCACCCCGGCCAAGGCCAAAGCCAAGGCGACUCCGAAGAUGACUGAGGGCGACGACGAUAGCGGUGCGGCCGGGGUGAAGGCCGAGAAGAACGACGAGGAUGGUGGCGAGCUCGCUGUGGCUGCUCCAGCCGUCGCUACGCCAAAGGCUCGCAAGCGCGCCCCAGCGAAGGCCAAGGCGACUCCGAAGGUGGCUGAGAGCGAUGGCGUCGGCGCUGCCGCCGGAGGUGAAGGCCGAGAAGGACAUCGAGGAUGGCAAUAA
This is a messenger RNA of Zymoseptoria tritici IPO323, 600 nucleotides long. RefSeq lists its product as uncharacterized. The transcript has 2 exons. Lineage: Eukaryota; Fungi; Ascomycota; Dothideomycetes; Mycosphaerellales; Mycosphaerellaceae. The record is from RefSeq and is a predicted model, not a curated record. The coding region runs from base 1 to 600 and encodes 199 amino acids.